AUGCCACCACCAACAUCUGAAAAGCCUCUGCUCGGCGUAUGGAAACCCAGCCCCCGCGUCGAAACCCUCUACUAUGGCUCAGGCUGUGUAUCCAAGCACCUUCGCGCUUCCCUGAAAUCGCCACUGUCCAGAGUCUUCGUCGUCACCGGCAAGACCGUAGCAUGGGACACGCCGCUCGUCGAAGACCUGCGGCAGUUGCUGGGGGACCAAAUCGCCUGCGUAUUCGCCCAAGUGCCGCCGCACGUGGAGCUCGAAGUAGUCUUUGACGCGGUCGACAUGAUGCAGGAAGCGCAAGAACAAGGCGCGGAGAAAAUCGACACGAUUCUUGCUGUCGGCGGUGGCUCGCCCAUCGACUUUGCCAAAAUCCUGUCCGUCCAGGCACGCGCAAAUCCUGCCUUGGGCCCGUUCACCGUCAUUGUCAUCCCAACCACUCUGAGCGCCGCCGAAUGCUCGAUUGUGGGCUACUACUCGAGGGACGGCACGAAGCUGAUGCUCACCAAGCCGUCUAUGGCGGUGAAUGCCAUUUUCUACGACCCGGAAUACGCGCAAUACACACCCAAGCGCCAGUGGUUGGGCAGCGGCAUAACCGCGCUCGAUCACGCCGUGGAGACUAUGUAUGACCCCUUUGCGACCGAGUAUCCGGCAAAGGCAAUGGCGUUGUGGGCGGCGAGGGGUCUGGUUUCUGGUCUGCGAGAUAUGGGAGCCAACUGGCCUGGAACUCGCGACCAGAUGACGCGUUUGUUCCUGGCGGCACAUGCGAGUAAUUCAUCGCGGAAUUCCAAUGCGGCGGUGCAUAGCGGACUCUCGCAUCUGUUCAGUUUUGCGUUGGGCAGUCCGUUCAAGAUUGCUAACGCUGAGAUCAGCUGCAUAACUCUGGGAAAAGUAGUCAUCUUCAAAGCCAAAACAAGCACUGCCGACGCCAAACAGAUCGCCCGGCUCCUGCCCGCAAUAACGGGGGAAAGGAGCACGGGGAAACACGUUGCUGAAGCCUGUAAAGUUGGGCGCAGUAUCAUGGCUCUCGUGAAGGAGCUCGGUCUCAACGAUCGUCUUGACAAAUGUGGCGUUGCGCGUGAGCAGAUCCCAACUAUCGCCAAGCGGGUUGGAGGUGCUUAUGGACUCAAACCGGAGGAUUGUAAAGCUAUCAUCAAUCUUGUUGAGGCGUUUUUCCCGUCGGAUUGA
Molecule: messenger RNA, 1179 nt
Organism: Talaromyces atroroseus
Lineage: Eukaryota; Fungi; Ascomycota; Eurotiomycetes; Eurotiales; Trichocomaceae
Exons: 2
Coding region: 1-1179 (392 amino acids)
Cellular component (GO): mitochondrion
Molecular function (GO): alcohol dehydrogenase (NAD+) activity; metal ion binding
Source: RefSeq, a predicted model, not a curated record